Messenger RNA from Scedosporium apiospermum, 975 nucleotides. RefSeq lists its product as uncharacterized. Lineage: Eukaryota; Fungi; Ascomycota; Sordariomycetes; Microascales; Microascaceae. The record is from RefSeq and is a predicted model, not a curated record. The transcript has 2 exons. Bases 1 to 975 code for a protein of 324 amino acids.
AUGUCUAACCUAAAUGCCUUCAUCUCCAACGGCACCUGCUACUCCGGUCGCGAUGACGAGGCCGAUCCGCUUAUGCUCCCCUGCGGCAACGCCGGUCUAGGCCACAAGACGUGCUGCCAGGCCGGCGACAUGUGUCUCUCCAGCCACGCCUGCUUCAACGGCAAGUUUGGAAUCACGUAUCUCUCUGGCUGCAGUGAUCCCGAGUACAAGGACGAGAGCUGUCCCGACAAAGGCGCCUUUGACGGCCAACCCUGGACCGGCCUCGUCUACUGCAACGGCACCUCCAACCAAUGGGUCGCCUGCUCGCAAUCCUCCCGUCCAGAAACCCUCACCUCAGCAGACCACUGCUUCUGCCCCUCCACCUCGCGCACAGUCGCCUUCACCGACGCAUCCAUCCUCGAAAACGUCGUACAGCUCCCCACGGCCUCGGGACAAAGCGUCAUAUGGCAACCGGGACACGUGCCCUCACCCACAACCGACUCGAGCGGCCCUUCUACGAGCGCGACGUCUGGGGACGCUGCCCCUUCGCAGACUGAUGGAGCAGAUCUGGGCGAUAACAGCAGCGGUGGCGGGGGUUUGAGCGUAGGCGCAAAGGCGGGGAUUGGUGUAGGUGUUUCUGUGGGCGCCAUUGCUGUUUUCGCCGUCUUGGCUCUGCUUUUCCUGAGGCGGAGGAGGAAGGACGAUGAGAAUAAAUCCAAGGCCGAGCUGGAGAGUAGUGGUGACGGCAGUGUUGCGCCAGGGCCUUUUGGUGCGCCGGGGACGCCCGGUUCGCUGGCGGCGCCGUCGGAGUUGGAGUCGAGGGGCGCGAGACCGUGGUCGAUGAGGUCGGAGCUAGAUGGGACUGCGUCCACGGUUACCCCGGCGGCGGCGAAGAGGGAGUCGAAUCUGAGGCAUAGCGAUUCGGCAACGCCGGAUCCGCAGCCGUAUGCUGCGGCUGAGCCGAGGAAUGGUCCCAUUGCGGAACUUCCAGGCUGA